Messenger RNA from Rhododendron vialii, 1545 nucleotides. Its product is annotated as ribosomal RNA small subunit methyltransferase-like. The record is from RefSeq and is a predicted model, not a curated record. Gene Ontology annotation, molecular function: rRNA (adenine-N6,N6-)-dimethyltransferase activity. Lineage: Eukaryota; Viridiplantae; Streptophyta; Magnoliopsida; Ericales; Ericaceae. The coding region runs from base 240 to 1310 and encodes 356 amino acids. Gene Ontology annotation, cellular component: mitochondrial matrix. Gene Ontology annotation, biological process: rRNA methylation. The transcript has 4 exons.
GCUGAAGAGAAACCCUCAGGCUUUCUCAACUCUUCCUUAGCCAUUCUCUCUCCCUCUCUCACCACGACAGACAAACCCUCAUCUCUCUCUCUCUCCACUCAGGGCAGGCGACUCUUGAGCACCAGCGCAGUCCAAAUUUCGGGCAACCAACACAGCUAUCGCGCCGUUUAUUGAGUGAUUUUGAAAGUUGAAGCUGAAGUGGAGCUCCGAAGUUUUUUGGAAGGAUUUUGGGGUCAACCAUGGCAGGAGGGAAGAUCAAGAAAGAGAAGCCCCAUCGUGGUGGUAGUGGCACUGCCGCCUCGGCAAACCCGCACUACCAAGGGGGCAUACCGUUCCACAAGUCAAAGGGUCAGCACAUCCUUAAAAACCCCCUGUUGAUCGACACAAUCAUCGAGAAAUCCGGAAUCAAGAGCACAGAUAUUAUCCUUGAGAUCGGUCCUGGUACCGGAAACCUGACAAAGAAGCUUCUGAAAGCCGGAAAAUCUGUCAUUGCAGUUGAGCUUGACCCCCGUAUGGUCCUCGAGCUCCAGCGCCGCUUCCAGGGCACUGCCUUCUCCAACCGCCUCAAGGUUAUCCAAGGAGAUGUGCUCAAGUGUGAUCUCCCGUACUUCGAUAUCUGUGUGGCAAACAUACCUUACCAAAUAUCCUCUCCUCUCACUUUCAAAUUGUUAGCCCAUCGACCAUUAUUCAGGUGCGCGGUUAUAAUGUUCCAGAGGGAAUUCGCCAUGAGACUUGUUGCCAAGCCUGGCGACACUCUCUACUGCCGCCUUUCAGUGAACACCCAACUCUUGUCUCGCGUUUCCCAUUUGCUAAAAGUAGGAAGGAACAACUUCCGGCCUCCACCAAAGGUUGAUUCUUUUGUAGUUAGAAUCGAGCCAAGAAAACCGCAGCCUUCAGUCAGUUUCAAAGAAUGGGAUGGUUUAGUCCGCAUUUGCUUCAACCGGAAGAACAAGACCCUAGGUUCCAUAUUUAGACAGAAAUCAGUAUUGUCAAUUCUAGAGAAGAACUAUAAAACGUUGCAAGCAUUGCAACUCUCUCAGAAUGGAUCAUUGGAGGAUACAGAGAUUGCAGUAGAUGUAUCCACUUUGGCAGACACGGCUGAGGAUUUAAGUAUGGAGAUUGAUGAUGAAAGAGAUGACGAUGAUAUGGAGGUAGAGGUGGGGGACACGAGGGCGUCUGAUUUUAAGGACAAGAUUCUGGGUUUGUUGAAGCGAGGAGGUUUUGAAGAUAAGAGGUCAUCAAAGCUCUCACAAGAAGAUUUCAUGCACCUGCUCUCUGUGUUUAACAAAGCUGGAAUACAUUUCUCUUGAUUGCAUUGGUAACUAGUUACUUAUCCUUGUUUUUGUUUUUGUGUGUGUGUGUGUGUGGCUAAUUUAGUUAUUUUUGUUGAGUUUUUUUUUUUAUCCAAUUUUGUGUAACGGUGGAAGGAUACUAAGAUACAGUGAUGAGGCUUUCGAGUUACCUGUCGAAGAAUACUCGUGUGUUUGUGCACAUGAGUUGUCUCUGUUAUUGAUUUGCAAUUCGAUAUUGUUCUUGUGGAGCAAA